CUACUGAUUGCCCGGGUCACUACUUCCUUCGGUUUUACUAUCCCUUCGUUUCCGCUAGCCUUCUCCUUCCAGAGCAACCGCGCCAUUCGUCUCCUCCGUCUCGUUCGUAGUGCAACACAUACAGCCUCGUCUGGUGAAGUGAAAGAACGACAAGAUCUGUGGUACGGCGGUGCCGGCCGACAUCCACCCACUGUGCUACCCCUUGCGGUUCCAGCCAGCGCAGCGAUCGAUUCCCGCUGGCCGCUGCCGUCGGUGCCUGCCCGGUCCUCCACUCCUCCCGCUACUAGUACUAGUACCAGCACACUCCACUGUCCACUCCACUGCCAGUGCCAUCCCAUUCCCAUCCGAGGUAAACGCGUCAACGCGACCAGCUCACCUCGUCAUCUCCCAUUCUCUUUCAUAUUUGCAUGCAUCUCGGUUCUCGGAUCUGCAGCGCUCGACGACGGGGAGAAUAGCGUGGCGUGGGCGGCGCCAUGAAGUACAGCAAGGAAGAUAAGCCCGAGAGGGCGGGCGGCGCCGGCGCAGGGUCCAGGGCGGUGCCGGUGGCGCUCGUCGUCGUCGUGCUCUGCGCCUUCUCCUUCUACCUGGGCGGCAUCUACAGCACGGGACGGAGCCUGCUGGACUCCAUCCAGCCGGCGCCGACGGCUCUCCUCGCCCUCGGCGCCGCCACGACGACCCGCCGUCCCUCCGACGACGGCCAGGCUCGGCCGGCACUGGCGUCCACGGCCGCCGUGGCGUUCCCCGAGUGCCCCGCCGACUACCAGGACUACACCCCCUGCACCGACCCCAAGCGCUGGCGGAGGUACGGCAACUACCGCCUCAGCUUCAUGGAGCGGCACUGCCCGCCGCCGCCCGACCGGCAGCAGUGCCUGGUGCCGCCGCCCAAGGGGUACAAGCCGCCCAUCCGGUGGCCCAAGAGCAAGGACCAGUGCUGGUACCGGAACGUCCCCUACGACUGGAUCAACAGCCAGAAGUCCAACCAGCACUGGCUCGUCAAGGAGGGCGACCGCUUCCGGUUCCCCGGCGGCGGCACCAUGUUCCCCAACGGCGUCGGCGCGUACGUGGACCUGAUGCAGGGCCUGGUCCCGGGCAUGCGCGACGGCACCGUCCGCACCGCGCUCGACACCGGCUGCGGCGUCGCCAGCUGGGGCGGCGACCUGCUGGGGCGGGGCAUCCUCACCGUGUCGCUGGCGCCCAGGGACAACCACGAGGCCCAGGUGCAGUUCGCGCUGGAGCGCGGCAUCCCGGCCAUCCUCGGCAUCAUCUCCACGCAGCGCCUGCCGUUCCCGUCCGCCGCCUUCGACAUGGCGCACUGCUCGCGCUGCCUCAUCCCCUGGACCGAGUUCGGCGGCCUCUACCUCCUGGAGAUCCACCGCGUCCUCCGCCCGGGCGGCUUCUGGGUGCUCUCCGGCCCGCCCGUCAACUACGAGAACCGCUGGCACGGCUGGAACACCACCGCGCAGGCGCAGAAGGCCGACCUGGACAGGCUCAAGAAGAUGCUGGCCAGCAUGUGCUUCAAGCUCUACAGCAUGAAGGGGGACAUCGCCGUGUGGCAGAAGUCCGCCGACGCCUGCUACGACAAGCUCACCCCGGUCACCACGCCCGCCAAGUGCGACGACAGCGUCGACCCCGACGCCGCCUGGUACGUGCCCAUGCGCUCCUGCGUCACGGCUCCCAGCCCCAAGUACAGGAAGCUGGGGCUCAACGCCACGCCCAAGUGGCCCCAGAGGCUCAGCGUCGCCCCGGAGCGCAUCAGCGUCGUCCCGGGCAGCAGCGCCGCCGCCUUCAAGCAGGACGACGCCCGGUGGAAGCUCAGGGUCAAGCACUACAAGACGCUGCUGCCGGCGCUGGGGAGCGACAAGAUCAGGAACGUCAUGGACAUGAACACCGUGUACGGAGGAUUCGCAGGCAGCCUCAUCAAGGACCCCGUCUGGGUCAUGAACGUCGUCUCCUCCUACGGCCCAAACUCCCUCGGCGUCGUCUACGACAGAGGGCUCAUCGGCGUCAACCACGACUGGUGUGAGGCGUUCUCGACAUAUCCACGCACCUAUGACCUGUUGCAUCUUGAUGGCCUGUUCACAGCAGAGUCUCACAGGUGCGAGAUGAAGUACGUGCUCCUUGAGAUGGACCGUAUCCUUCGUCCCACGGGCUACGCCAUAAUCCGGGAGAGCACCUACUUCCUCGAUUCUGUGGCACCCAUUGCCAAAGGGAUGCGAUGGAGCUGCGAGAAGCACAGCAGCGAGAACAAGGCCGACAAGGACAAGAUCCUCGUCUGCCAGAAAAAGCUUUGGGCAGGAAAGCAGUGACGAGAGAGGAUCAUCCUUCUUCCUUCCGAGUAUAAAAAAGUAGGCAUCCAGAUCGGCCAACAAGGCAAGAGGCGCUUCAAUACACAUGGAAGAUGAGCGAGUACUUCUGAUACAAAGAGUGUUCGGCAGUUAUUAUCAAAAUAAAUAAGCCGAGUAAAACUCCAUAUAGGAUCCAACAGUUACCAUUUUUCAUUAAUCACAGUUUAAUUCUUUUUCUGUACCGACAGUUUGUAGGCAAGGAGUGGGUCAAUUCAUAUACCAUAUGGUGAGCAAAUGUAAGUUUACUCCACACUAGAUGUGUAUAGCUUGGUUGGUGCUACUGCUAUCGAUGUAAUAGCGGGCCACGUAUUUACUUCACAUGUUUUGUGGAUCAAUAUACUAUGACUGUGAUGUCCUAAAGCGACGGAUUUUGUUGA
This is a messenger RNA of Zea mays, 2722 nucleotides long. Its product is annotated as ankyrin protein kinase-like. The coding region runs from base 474 to 2306 and encodes 610 amino acids. Gene Ontology annotation, molecular function: methyltransferase activity. NCBI's taxonomy places the organism in Eukaryota, Viridiplantae, Streptophyta, Magnoliopsida, Poales, Poaceae. The record is from RefSeq and is a predicted model, not a curated record. Gene Ontology annotation, cellular component: trans-Golgi network; cytoplasm; endosome. The transcript is spliced from 4 exons.